Messenger RNA from Gryllus bimaculatus (two-spotted cricket), 1989 nucleotides. The record is from the annotation of a GenBank genome assembly. NCBI's taxonomy places the organism in Eukaryota, Metazoa, Arthropoda, Insecta, Orthoptera, Gryllidae.
AUGAAAUUCCUUCGUUUAGGCAUUGCACAAAGGCGACCAGACAUGGCGGAAAACGUAGAAAAUGUUGGAGACGCAGACUUGCGUGUCCUGAACGCCUUUCAGGAGUUGGCGCAGGGGCUGCAGUGUGUGCAGGAGGCUCUGCGCCUGCAGGAGCAGGAGACUGAGCGACGGACGCAGGAGGCCUUGCAGCAGCACGAGGAGAGGACAACGUCAGCGUUGCGCGAGGCUGUGAGCCAGUUUGAGCAGCAGCUGCAGGAACAAGAUGAAGCCAUCCGCACGCUCCGAAUCGCAGUGGAGGAGCGAGUGCAGCAGGUGGAGGAGAGGGCAGCUCUGAUGGAGGAGCACGGGGUGCCCUCGCCGAGAGGAGGAAGCGAGGAGAUGGUUGACAGUGAGGCUUUGCAGCAGCUGGAAGCGCGCGUUGAGAAAUUGGAGGAAGCCAUAGAGAAGACGCUGCGCUGGACGCCACGUGCAUCUGCAGCAACAGCACAAGCUACAGGAAGUGCCGGUCAAGGGAAUUCACACCCUGAACAAGCGAAUACAACAGGUGGAAGAGGGGGCGAGACAAAUCAAAAGUCACCAGGUUCCCUCCUUGGCAAAAGAAAGAAGUGAGGGAACUGGAGAAUAGGGGUAACUGAAAAAUGUGACAGGAGUACGGAAAGCAAACUUUCAGUGUGAAGCACCUUCUGGCACAAUUAUAGCCCCCUCCACCUGUCAUUAGAGCAUAGUAGUGGAAAAGGAAAGAGCAUGAAAGACAGAAGCUGGUUCUCAAAGUGAGGGAAGACAGCAUGUACAAUUUCUUUUCCCUCUUGGCAAAAACUUACAAAGGUAAGACAUAUUAUGGUGAAAGUGGAAGAGACAUUUGACACCUACAGCUUACAAAGCUGGUGUGAAUUAUAUCAACUCGCACACAUGGUUGCUUUUUUUAAUAUCAGCUAUGCUAUUAAUUCUAUGCUUUCAGCAAGAUUAUUUAAGUAGUUGUACCUGUAUCUAAUACCAUGCUUAGAAAGCAGUCCCUAAGUAAAACAGAGGUUAAAGGACUUUGCACAUAGACGUCAUUGCCUCUUGGUGGUUAUUGCUUUGUCAUCUGUUCAAGUAAUGACAAUAACAGGAACAAAAUGGGAAAAUUCUUCUACAUUAGAUGGUGUCAGUGGUGCACACACUGCUGACAAUCAACAUGAAGCAAACAAGUAUAGGCCUCAAGGAUGGAAUAGGAUGGGAAAACUGGAUUAUUGUCAGUGGCAACUGUAGCAGCCCUGCAACUCAUUGGAAAGUCUGGACUUCCAUUCUUCUUACUCCUGCCCUCUAAGCUGCUUUGUGAUAUAUUUUCCUUGCAUCUUUAUAAAAUUUAUCCAUCCGUCUUUUCCCUGACUUUCCUAUACAUCCCUCGGGCUGGAUUUUGCAUGUUGCAAUGUUUUUUGAAUAUGCCGUGCUCAAAACAACCUUCCUAAUUUCAUUGUUGUAGACAGGUUUGGCUGUUUUUAGUUCAUUAUAUUUCAUACUUUUGAUUCCUUAGGACUAUUAAUAUUUGUAACAUUUAUAAAUCUGCUUGUGGUAAUGUCUAACAUUCAAAUGUCUUUCAACAUAAAUCAGUAAAUAUGCACAUACUAUUUCAACCGUUUUGAAACUAUUACCUAGUUGUCAAAAGCAUGUUUUAUUAUUGAAUGUGUAUGUUAAUGUUAGGAACAAUAAUUUUUUUUCAUUAAAAUAUUCAGAGCAAAAUCUGUGUCAAUUUAGAAACUUAUUUUUUUGUUGCAGUGCCCAUGAAACCCUUUGUUCCAGGACCAUUUGCAAUAUUACCAUUUUGAUUGUGUCCUUUGUACAUUUCUCAAUUUUUUAUCUCUGAUUUAAAUCAUAUUAAAUUAUAAUCUGCACAGUAGCAAUACUUUUAAAUCUUUCGACAAGUAAAAUAGCUUUGGAUUUAAACUUAAUACAUUUAAAUGAAAUAAAAUUUUCAAGUAUUACAUAUGUUAAAUGUGACCACUGUUACUC